AUGUCUUCCGAUCUCCUUGCAGAAUUCGAUAGCUUCUACAGAGCUCCUCAAGACUCCUCCUCGAACCCCCCAGCGUCAGCAUCGAAUGAUCUCUCCGUCUUGGACAGUACGACAGGAAAUGGGCAAUCGGGACAGGGGAGUGGGUUCUCACAAUGGCAAAGCCCUUCACGGAUGAACAAUGACAUAUGGGGCGAUUUCCCCCCCUCUCAGCCGGCCACAAAAGCGCAAUCGACUAUUACACAGCAUGAUGAUAUUUGGAGUUCUUUUGAGGCCGCUCCACCACAAAGCAAGCCACCUACUCUGGAGACCUCGGCUUCAAGGAGACCGGACUAUGGAGCAAUUGCGACAAAAGACUUUGGGGGAAGUACGCGGCAAAGUGAGCCUAUAAUAAUGCGAAAGCCAACCCUUGAAAUCUUUUCCAGUAUCCUGGGAGAUGUUGAGCACUCUUCACCGAAACCUCCAGGAACGGGAAAUUUACCUCCUCCAAAACAGCCAGCGUCUAGGAAAAGCUCACAUGGUGAUGUGUUAUUUGAUGCUACCGAGGAGCUGUCCCCUCAAUUGGAGGAUGAUGAUGAGUUUGGAGAAUUUGAGACUGUGUCACCUGAAUCCUCCUUUCAACCAGCACUACCACCGCCAUCACAGUCCCUUAACACCAUGUUCAAUACCAUGACUCUCGAGACAAAGUCAGCAAAGGCUCCUGUGGACUUGUUAUCAAUAUCAACAAGUCAGGAUCAUCUACCGUACCCUCAAGCUCCGAAAUCAGCAUCUUUCAAAGAAAGAAAUCCGUUCGGGGAUCUGGGCCUGUCGACAAAGCAGGCAGCUAGCCGGAUUAAAGAGGAAGAUAAACCUAAAACAUCAUCUCCAGUUACCGCAUGGCCAACAUUCGAGCCUAACAGACCCAAGCCAAGCCCAUACAAAGACUCAUCUGGCCCAGCCGAUGACCUUGAUGACGAAUGGGGUGACUUUGCAGAUCUUCCUCCUGAGACACCCACUGUCACUCCGGUGGUGAAGGCCCCUUCUAGUAGUAAGGCAGACACAUGGGCUUGGGACGCUGUCGAUCAGGUUACGGAGCCCGCUCGUGUGCAGGUCGAUGUAGCUCCCCCGACAAACAUACCACCCCCUUCAGUAUUGCUUGCUCUCUUCCCAUCACUCUUCGAUCUUCCUCAGUCGACAUUGUUCAAACCCGUGGCAAACCAGUCAUUUUCUUUAAAGAACCGGAUCAUAUCUGAUCCUUCUACGAUUGACUUCUUACGUGCAUACCUUCUCAUUGCCGUAGUAGCUGCACGGAUUAUAGCUGGCCGAAAACUUCGCUGGAAACGUGACACUCUUCUUUCGCAAGCGAUGAAGAUUGGCCCUGCCGCCGCUGGUGGAAAGGGUGGCAUGAAGUUGGCCGGCGUUGACAAAGCCGAGGUCGCUCGAGAAGAUCGAGAAGCUGCAGAUGUAGUACGCAUAUGGAAAGAUCAACUUGGAAGGUUACGAUCAGCCGUCGCUGUAGCAAACUCGAGCAUGCGUGACUCGUCUCGGCAUUUGGCAAUCCCUGAUAUCAGCGAAGCCAUGCCUGUGAAAAGCCAACAAGGAGGUCUCACGGCGCCGAAACCAUGUCUUAUAUGCGGACUCAAAAGAGAGGAGAGAGUCAACAAGGUUGAUGUUGAUGUCGACGAUAGUUUUGGAGAAUGGUGGGUGGAUCACUGGGGCCACCGAGCCUGUAGAAACUUCUGGCUUGAGCACGAGUCCAAAUUGAAGAGUCGUUGA
Molecule: messenger RNA, 1752 nt
Organism: Amorphotheca resinae ATCC 22711
Lineage: Eukaryota; Fungi; Ascomycota; Leotiomycetes; Helotiales; Amorphothecaceae
Exons: 1
Coding region: 1-1752 (583 amino acids)
Source: RefSeq, a predicted model, not a curated record